Messenger RNA from Rhodotorula toruloides NP11, 4158 nucleotides. RefSeq names its product Ca2+-transporting ATPase. Gene Ontology annotation, molecular function: ATP binding; P-type calcium transporter activity; ATP hydrolysis activity. The transcript has 9 exons. Bases 1 to 4158 code for a protein of 1385 amino acids. NCBI's taxonomy places the organism in Eukaryota, Fungi, Basidiomycota, Microbotryomycetes, Sporidiobolales, Sporidiobolaceae. Gene Ontology annotation, cellular component: intracellular membrane-bounded organelle; membrane. The record is from RefSeq and is a predicted model, not a curated record. Gene Ontology annotation, biological process: calcium ion transmembrane transport; intracellular calcium ion homeostasis.
AUGGACCCGCCACAGCCGCCCUCGCUCGCCCCGCCCAUCCCAACCGUCCAAGUCUCGCCCGCACCCGACUCGCCAUCCACCACACAACGACGACUCUCACUCGCUCCCACAGUCGCUUCCUCGGCCGGCGCAAGCGGGAGCGGGACAGACGCCGCACCGCCUUCGCCGACACCCUCGAACGAACCCCUCUUCAACCAGCGCACCACCACCAGCCUCAGGGACAACCUUGACCCCGACGGCAAACGCCGAGCAGUCGAAGCCGCUUCAGGAGGGUACCGCUCCUCGCACUCUCGCCGCCCUUCGCAGGCUCCGUCGUUCGCCUCGACCGUGCCCGACUCGAACGACGGCUAUGCUCCUACGCCGGCUACGUCGGGCGCCCGCGCUCCGAAGGACCUCGAGGCGGGACUUGAUGCGGCGGGCAAACCUUUGACCGCGACGGGCGACGGUCCGAGGGACGCUUCUUCCCCCGGGGUAGAAGACACCGCCCUUCCCGCCUCAGACGACGAAAAGAAGGGCAAAAUCCUCGGCAUCUUCCCUCGACGCGCGAAGAAACCUCGAGAGCUGUACACGAUCCACGACCCGCCGCCUGAAGAGAUGGACCCUUUCGCGCGCGAGUUGACGCCGUCGAACUUGUACAACCUCGUCGAUCCCAAGUCGUUCGAGCAUUUGCGCGAACUUGGGGGCGUGCAGGGGAUUUUAAGGGGGUUGAAGACGGAUGCGAAGGUGGGUUUGCGGGAGGAGGGAGUGGAGGGAGCAGUUGCGGAGGGUGAGGAUCGCAGGCGCGUCUAUGGAGAGAACAGGGUGCCGGGACGCAAGCCCAAGAGCUUUCUGGCGUUGUGCUGGGCUGCUUAUACCGACAAGGUCCUCAUCAUCCUCUCCGUCGCGGCGAUCGUCUCGCUCGCCCUCGGGCUCUACCAAGACCUCGGCACUCCCCCCGACACCUACUUCUCGACCGCGUGUCCGCCCACCAACAUGUGCACGCAGCCUCAAGUCGACUGGGUCGAAGGAGUCGCCAUCGUCGUCGCCAUCCUGAUCGUCGUCCUCGUUGGCUCGGUCAACGAUUACCAGAAGGAGCGGCAGUUCCAGAAGCUGAAUGCGCAGAAGGAGGAGCGGAGCGUCAAGGUGUUGAGGGGGGGCCAGGAGAGGCUCAUGUCGGUGUACGACGUCGUCGUGGGCGACAUCCUCUUCCUCGAACCGGGCGAGAUCGUCCCCGUCGACGGCAUCUUUCUCGGAGGCCACAACGUCCGGUGCGACGAGUCGGGCGCGACGGGCGAGUCGGAUGCGGUGAGGAAGGCGCCGUAUGACGAGAUUGAGGCUGAGGGAGGGAAGGGCAAGACCGACUGCUUCAUGAUUUCUGGAUCCAAGGUGCUUGAGGGAGUCGGCAAGUAUGUCGUCACGAGCGUCGGGAUGAACUCGUUCCAUGGCAAGAUCAUGAUGUCCCUCCAAGGCGAUACGGAAGACACGCCUCUCCAGCUCAAGCUCAACGCUCUCGCCGAGCUGAUCGCCAAACUCGGUUCAGCAGCCGGUCUCCUCCUCUUUUUGGCCCUCAUGAUCCGCUUCUUCGUCCAGCUCAAGACCAUCCCCGACCGAUCAGCGAACGACAAAGCCCAAGCUUUCAUCCAAGUCCUCAUCAUCGCCGUCACAGUCGUCGUCGUCGCCGUCCCCGAAGGACUCCCACUCGCCGUCACCCUCGCCCUCGCGUUCGCAACGCGCAGGAUGACCAAGAUGAACCUCCUUGUGCGCGUGCUCGGCGCGUGCGAGACGAUGGCCAAUGCGACCUGCGUCUGUACGGACAAGACUGGCACGCUCACGACGAACAAGAUGACUGUCGUCGCGGGGUCGAUCGGCGUCCACCUCAAGUUUGCGGAUCGCCUGGCGGAGAACUCGAAGCGCACCAACGCCAACGACGACCGCGACCCGGAGAAGGUUGUCGAGGAUGAGAAGGCGGCCGAGGAGGUGGCGGACCCGCAGCCUCGGAAGGGACGCCUCGACUUUUCAGCCGACAUGACCGCCAUCUCGGCGCAUGCUUCUCCGGCCUUGCGCAAGCUCCUCAACGACUCGAUCGUGAUCAACUCGACUGCGUUCGAGGGCACGGACGAGCACGGCGCGACGGGCGGUUUCGUCGGGUCCAAGACCGAGACGGCGCUCAUGUCGUUCGCCCAGGCUCAGGGAUGGCCGCACUACCGCGCUGUUCGCGAGGGAGCCCACAUCGUCCAGAUGGUGCCGUUCUCGUCCGAGCGCAAGUGCAUGGGCGUCGUCGUCAAGCUUCCGGACGGCAAGUACCGCCUGUACCUCAAGGGCGCGUCCGAAGUCCUCGCCAAGCUCUCGACUCGACACGUCACGGUCCAGGAGAACGGCGGCGAGGCAGGAUCGGAGGACGACGAGGUCCCGACGGCCGAGUUUGACGACGAGACCCGCGGCAACAUCUCGCGCACCAUCAUCUUUUACGCGUGCCAGUCGCUCCGUACGAUCGCCCUCUGCUCGCGCGAUUUCGCCUCGUGGCCGCCCAAGGGCGCGCAGACCAAUGCCGAGGGCGAAGUCGCGUACGAAGACAUGGCCGACGACUUGACCCUGAUCGCCAUCACGGCGAUCGAGGACCCACUCCGCGAGGGUGUCGCCAAAGCCGUCGCGACGUGCCAGCGCGCCGGCGUCAUGGUCAAGAUGUGCACGGGCGACAACGUCCUCACCGCCCGCUCGAUCGCGACUCAGUGCGGCAUCUUCACCAAGGGCGGCAUCAUCAUGGAGGGCCCGGUCUUCCGCAAGUUGUCCGACAGCCAGCGCCUCUCGGUCGUCCCGAACUUGCAGGUCCUCGCUCGCUCCUCGCCCGAGGACAAGAAGAUCCUCGUCGAGACCCUCAAGUCGAUGGGCGAGGUUGUUGGCGUAACGGGCGACGGCACGAACGACGGACCGGCGCUCAAGACGGCCAACGUCGGGUUCUCGAUGGGCAUCGCCGGUACCGAGGUCGCGAAGGAGGCAUCCGACAUCAUCCUCAUGGACGACAACUUUGCCUCGAUCGUCUCGGCCAUCAUGUGGGGUCGCUGCGUCAACGACUCGGUCCGCAAGUUCCUGCAGUUCCAGCUCUCGGUCAACAUCACCGCUGUUGUCAUCACGUUCGUCACGGCUGUCGCGUCUACGGAGGAGUCGUCCGUCCUCACCGCCGUCCAGCUGCUCUGGGUUAAUCUCAUCAUGGAUACCUUCGCCGCCCUCGCCCUCGCUACCGACCCUGCAGACCCCGAAUCGCUCGAGCGCAAGCCCGACCGCAAGACCGCGCCGCUCAUAUCUGUCCAGAUGUGGAUCAUGAUCAUCGGCCAGGCCAUCUACCAGAUCGUCGUCGCCCUCGUCCUCAACUUUGCCGGCCACCAGAUCCUCAGCCUCGACUCGUCCGACUCGGGCAAGCGCAUUGACCAGGACAAUGAGCUCAAGACCCUCAUCUUCAACGCAUUCGUCUUUUCCCAGAUCUUCAACAUGCUCAAUGCGAGGAGGCUGGACCGCAAGCUCAACAUUUUCGUCGGCAUCCACCGCAACAUCUGGUUCAUGCUCAUCUUCGCGAUCAUGGUCGGCGGUCAAGCGCUCAUCGUCAAUGUCGGAGGCGCCGCGUUCCAGGUCGUCCGCAUCGGCGGCAGGGACUGGGCGAUUUCGAUCAUCAUCGGCUUGAUCUCGCUUCCCAUCGCCGUUCUCCUUCGCAUGAUCCCUCCCGAGCCAGUCGAGCGCUUCAUGGUCCGCUUGCACCUCUACCCCGACCUCUCCAAGACCGACUUGCCGAGCGUCAACAAGGCCGCCGAGGAGUACAAGUGGGCCGAGGGUAUCCAGCGCGCCAUCGACGGCCUCAAGGUCUACUCGACCGUCCGCGGUGGACGUGCUCGCGCCACGAACAUUCUCAAGUUCCGCCGCCCGCGCAGCCGCGCCCAGCAGCUCCGUGCCAUGGACCUGCAGCCCACUCAUCUCCUUGCGAUGGUCCCGACGCUCGUCAUCGGCUCGGUCGGCGCAGGCUGGAGGCCGGAGAGCGGGUCGCUGGACGACCCCGCCGCUCACGACCCAAGCUUGUCGACGCAGCAGCUCGUCGAAAGAGGUCUCGGUCAACUCCAGCCGAUGUCGCCUCGCGGCGCCCACUCGCGCUCGCCGUCGAUGUCGACCACCUUGCCGCCCGUCAAGGAAUGA